Messenger RNA from Leptomonas pyrrhocoris, 825 nucleotides. Its product is annotated as phytanoyl-CoA dioxygenase. Bases 1 to 825 code for a protein of 274 amino acids. NCBI's taxonomy places the organism in Eukaryota, Euglenozoa, Kinetoplastea, Trypanosomatida, Trypanosomatidae. The transcript has a single exon. The record is from RefSeq and is a predicted model, not a curated record.
AUGCCGGUGCAUUUAACGGCCGCCGACGCCCGCGACUUCCAGCAGUGUGGCGUCGCCUUCAUUCGCCACGCCCUCACUCCCGGAGAGGUGGACGUGUUGCGGUGUGGCAUCGAUGGCGACUACAGAAACUCGAACAUUGACCCGAACUGUGCCGGGCAGGGUGGCAGAAAAGGUACAAAGGUCUUCGAGGACUUUCCCGCCUACCGCAACCACCCCGAGUACUGGCAGAUUGCCUUUCAAAGCGAGCUCCCGAGAAUCGCUGCACAGCUGACCGGCAGUCGCACGAUUCGUCUGCAUCACGUUCAGGUGCACGUGGAUGUCCCGAAGGAUGAGGUGCGCACGCCGUGGCACAGUGAUGAACUCUUCUUCAACGUGGAUGGAAACCAAAACGUCAGCAUCUUCGUCGCGGUGGACCCCAUCCCUGCCGGCAGUGCAGAAUUCGUGUUGGGGUCGAACAAGUGGCCGGCAACGAUGCCGCGCUUCUUACGCGAUAUGUUUGCAAAGGAUCUGCCGGUGAGUGCGGUGCCGGAGCCGCCGAAUAUCGAGACGGCGCGCAACGAGUUCCCCGUUGUGUCGUGGGCCAUGGAACCCGGAGACUGCGUGGUGUUCAGCCUUCACACUCUGCACUUCCUGCGGUCGAGCACGGCGCUGCGGCGGGGCCUGUCGGUUCGCUACAUGGGCGACGACGCCGUCUACGCGCGGCGGCCGUGGAUGACCUUUCCCGCCUUCCCGGAGUUGGAGAGGGAUAACGAGGGCAUGGAGGUGGGUGCGCCAAUGCGGCACUCUGUCUAUCCGAUUGUGUACACGACGGAGACGAAGUUGUAA